This is a messenger RNA of Camellia sinensis, 928 nucleotides long. The record is from RefSeq and is a predicted model, not a curated record. Lineage: Eukaryota; Viridiplantae; Streptophyta; Magnoliopsida; Ericales; Theaceae.
CCAUCGCAAUUAAUAAAAACGAUGCCAAUUUCUAGCCAAUUGUCCAAACCGCCGAUAUUAUUCGGACUCCCUUUACGUCGGUGGACCAGACAUUUUUUUCCUCCUAAAAUAUCGGCUGGCAUCGUAAUGUCCAUCUUCGAAUCUCACUACAUGUCUCUGUUCUUAAACCCUCUCUCUCUCUCUCUCUCUCUCUCUUCCUUUUCUCCAUUUACUCCUAAAACCCGCAACUCCUUAGAUUCUCUCUCUCACCAUAUUGAUAGAUCUCAUCUGAACCCUAGGGUUUCCUCAGUUUCUCUCUCACCUCCCCGAUUUAUAGAGGACGAUGAAGAUUCAGUGCAACGUUUGUGAGGUUGCAGAAGCGAACGUGUGUUGCGCAGAUGAGGCGGCUCUGUGUUGGUCUUGCGAUGAGAAGGUUCACGCUGCCAACAAGCUGGCUAGCAAGCACCAGAGGGUUUCUCUCUCUGCAUCUUCCUCUCCCAUGCAAUGCGACAUCUGUCAGGAGACAGUUGGCUAUUUCUUUUGUCUCGAGGAUAGAGCUUUACUGUGUCGGAAAUGUGACGUUGCCAUACACACAGCAAAUACCUUUGUGUCUGGUCAUCGGAGAUUUCUACUUACAGGAGUGAAAGUAGGGCUCGAACCCACUGAACCUGGUGUGUCUGCUUCCUCAGGGAAGGCACAGUCUAGUGAGAAAAUCUCAGAAACAGAAUCUCGUUCUGUGUCUAGAAAGGGUACCCCAAUGCUGUUGACUGGUCAGUAUAACAAAGUAUCACCUGUCCAAGUUGCUGGGGUUGUGGAUUUUCAACCAAGUAAGUUGCCAUUGGCUGGAGGAUCCACAGCUGGAAGUAUUCCACAGUGGCAGUUUGAUGAAUAUCUUGGACUAGCUGACUUCAAUCAGAACUAUGGCUACAUGGAUAACAGCUCUUCCAAG